Pan troglodytes (chimpanzee) is the source of this 5321-nucleotide messenger RNA. It is a transcript of the gene XRCC3, whose product is annotated as X-ray repair cross complementing 3. The transcript is spliced from 7 exons. Gene Ontology annotation, molecular function: ATP binding; four-way junction DNA binding; ATP-dependent DNA damage sensor activity. Gene Ontology annotation, biological process: t-circle formation; resolution of mitotic recombination intermediates; telomere maintenance via recombination. Lineage: Eukaryota; Metazoa; Chordata; Mammalia; Primates; Hominidae. The coding region runs from base 261 to 1088 and encodes 275 amino acids. Gene Ontology annotation, cellular component: Rad51C-XRCC3 complex; replication fork. The record is from RefSeq and is a predicted model, not a curated record.
AGUCCCCAGGGAGACACUUAAGGGAAAUUAAACUGCAGAGUGCAAGAGAUGCCUCAGUCAAGUCAGCCAAAAACACACGGGUCAUCCCCGAGCCCCAGAGAGUGACAGAGCCCCGAUGACACGGACACCUCGGCUGCUGUCCCUUCCCUGGUUCGGGCCUCCCACAGCCUUUGAAUUGAAGGCGAGUGCCUCAGAAUUUGCAUCCAUUGUUCUGUCUUUCCCGGGAAGUUAUUCAUCCUGGUGGCCAGCCCACCGACAAAAUGGAUUUGGAUCUACUGGACCUGAAUCCCAGAAUUAUUGCUGCAAUUAAGAAAGCCAAACUGAAAUCGGUAAAGGAGGUUUUACACUUUUCUGGACCAGACUUGAAGAGACUGACCAACCUCUCCAGCCCCGAGGUCUGGCACUUGCUGAGAACGGCCUCCUUACACUUGCGGGGAAGCAGCAUCCUUACAGCACUGCAGCUGCACCAGCAGAAGGAGCGGUUCCCCACGCAGCACCAGCGCCUGAGCCUGGGCUGCCCGGUGCUGGACGCGCUGCUCCGCGGUGGCCUGCCCCUGGACGGCAUCACUGAGCUGGCCGGACGCAGCUCGGCAGGGAAGACCCAGCUGGCGCUGCAGCUCUGCCUGGCUGUGCAGUUCCCGCGGCAGCACGGAGGCCUGGAGGCUGGAGCCGUCUACAUCUGCACGGAAGACGCCUUCCCUCACAAGCGCCUGCAGCAGCUCAUGGCCCAGCAGCCGCGGCUGCGCACUGACGUUCCAGGAGAGCUGCUUCAGAAGCUCCGAUUUGGCAGCCAGAUCUUCAUCGAGCACGUGGCCGAUGUGGUGACAGAGGCCAUGGAGGAGCAGGGCGCAGCACACGGGCCGCUGGGGUUCUGGGACGAGCGUGUUUCCCCAGCCCUUGGCAUAACCUGGGCUAACCAGCUCCUGGUGAGACUGUUGGCUGACCGGCUCCGCGAGGAAGAGGCUGCCCUCGGCUGCCCAGCCCGGACCCUGCGGGUGCUCUCUGCCCCCCACCUGCCCCCCUCCUCCUGUUCCUACACGAUCAGUGCAGAAGGGGUGCGAGGGACACCUGGGACCCAGUCCCACUGACACGGUGGCGGCUGCACAACAGCCCUGCCUGAGAAGCCCCGACACACGGGGCGCGGGCCUUUAAAACGCGUCUGCCUGGGCCGUGGCACAGCUGGGAGCCUGGUUCAGACACAGCUCUUCCAGGGCAGCGGCUCCACUUUCUCAUCCGAAGAUGGUGGCCACAGACUGACCCCCAUCUGAGCUGGGGGGAUGUUCUGCCUCUCCCUGGGUCUGGGGACAGGCCCGCUUGCUGGGUACCUGGUCCCCACUGCUGAGCUGGCCCUUGGGGAGAGGUGAUUCUCAGGGCUGGAGCCUGGGGUGUCCUACAGUGACUUGGGAGCCGCCUGCUUCUUCUCUCCACAUGGAAGCCCAACUGGGGUCGUGUCUGAGGCCUGCCCCCUGGGCUGGGGCCUCAGACCCCCUCAGCCUUGGGACCGUGCCCACGAGGGUCUCCCCUCCUGCACACAGGGCAGUCCUUACUCCCCCACCACUCAGGCCACAGUGGGGCUGCAGGCAGGCGGCUCCUCACCCACCUCUGGGUCCUCGGCUCCCGGGGGCCCCACCUUGGCACACACUGUGCCCCACAAAACUUCAGUGUGGUACAAGGUGGAGAAAGCAUAUCCCACCGACCUCCAGUGUCAGGGUCCAGGAGAGCCUGGGGGUGGGGGGACUGCCUUGUCUCUAGUAGUGUGGCCUGUGCCAGCACCACAGCCGGUCAGAGGAGUGCAGGCAGCGCAGGGCUGGCACGUGACAGGCUCGUCAGCCACCUGGGAACCCAGUUCUGGGCAAAGAGGAUCCGAGGUUGAGAGGAAGGAGGGUCCCGGUGUAUCCUGGCCCUGGGGGUCUGGGCGUCCAGCUCAGCCCCGGCCUAGCUGGGUGGUAUUCUGGUAGGGAUAUGGCAGGACUCCUGGCAGGGCCACCUGCAGACCCAGUCCCACAGUGUGGCCAGGCCUGACAUCUGGCUGGAAAGCAGAGCCUCCUGGGAACACAUCUGGCUGCAGAGGCUGAAAUAUCCACCCAGCAGGCAGAGUGGCGUGGCCUCCCCAUGGGCACAGUGGUGACCCCCUUGAUUCCCACCGUACAACCCCCUCCACCCCCCACCCAGUGCCUCCACAUGCUGCCUGGCACAGACCAGGCCUUUGACAAAUAAAUGUUCAAUGGAUGCAGUUCCAGGACCUGCUUCUUGCUGUCUGCCAGGCACUGCUCUGAGUAAUUUAUGCACAUUGAAGUAUGUUCUCCUCACCACUCCUAGGGAUAGGCACUGUUACAUCUCCACUUGCAGGUAGGGAAAUUCAGGCCCACAACUGUUAAGUAGCUUGACUCCUCCCACAACCCAGAGGCAGAAAUUGUCACCCCCCACUUUAUGUGCCCAGGGUGAGCCUGUGGGUGCUCCUAUAGUGGGAGGAAGGGGGGCUGGCACUGAUUGGGGGAAAGGUAAGGGGUGGGGCCAUACUGUGCAGAAUUUUUCUGUUUGCCGUUUUCUAGGGUGGGACAAUCCGUUUAAACCUUCAUCACGUUAUCAAGGCUCUCUAUGACCCUAAAGUUAAGAAUCACUGGCAUGAACAUCGGAAAAAGUUAUUUUGGGGUUGGAUUUUUACAAAACAGCCUUUCUGCAAAAGUGCAGGGAUUCUACAAUGGCAAGUAAGACAUUUUAUUUCUGUAAUUGAACAUAAGCAAUUCCAAAUGCUUUUCUAGGCAAGACAUGCCAGCGAUUAGAAAAUGAGACAGCUUAAAGACAGGUACAUUUAACAGAGAAAACACGCCUGGAAGCUCGGCCGGCCCCGCCCAUGCUGGCUCAGUUCCUGCCCCUGGAGGGAAGGGGCCGAGGGGCUUCCCGUCCCAGGGAACUCCCACCACAGGAGUCUGCAGAAGGGCUGGCCUGGCAGUCAGUCCCAGGAACACUGACCAUCCCCUUAGGGAGGCACCACGCCCUGGGGAGCACAGUUCCAGGCCAGGGCCAUGGGUCUUGCCCUGAAGACCCUCCCUCAGGGACCAUGCGCCCUGACCCUCAUUGCCUCACCAUAUUGUAAAACACUAAAACCGCUUAAGUUCUUCCCCACAGAGUUGGGGAACUAAUUGUAAACAGAAUACACGUCUACAUAUCAGCCCUGAGACAGCUGGCCCCGCUGCACACGCAGCCUGCUGGCCCCAGCAAGACAUGGUCAGAGCUGGUAAGUGCUCUACAGCAUUCAGAAAUCUGACCACAGCGUACACACAGCUCACAAGUCAGUGCAAACAGAAGCUAAUGACAUCCUCCAAGAAAAUUCCAUACAGUUAUGACAAUGGAAAACCUGUUAUACAUUGUAACCAUACAUCAUUAGCAAUGUUUAAUACAUCUUACUAUAAACACUGAAUUUCUAAGUACAUGAUACUCCUAGCAGCUUAAUCCAGAAAAUAACGAUGUGAAUCCCUCCAAUACCGUAAACACAAGACCAAGUGCUGCCCAUGAGAGUGCCCCGUGCCACCCGCGGGCACCACCGGCCUCUGAGGACCCCUGAGCCACACACUGCUGCUGCUUCAGGGAAGCAUCCAUGUCACAGGACUUCCCCAGGGGCCUGGUUUCUGCCACAGCUGCACCAACUACCCAGAGAUAUCUGUCCGCCCACAGAUCCAGACGCUCCCAUGCCAUGGUUGCUGGGGCCAGGCGCUGCACACACGGCUGCUGGCGGGGGGGGGGGUGGGGGGCGCAGUGAUUAUCUUGACAGCAACUCUGAAGAAACAGGUGCUGACUCUCGCGCGGGGUUCCUCUCACCAGAACGACCACACACAGGAGGAGGGAUGCCUGGGCCCACCACUUCUCUCCUCUGAAGGGAAAAAUUCAGACCGCCAGAUGGGAAAUGGCUGAAAUCACUGCACUUCUAUUGGGUGGAAGGGUUCAAACAUCGGGGACUCAGGUAACUCAGAUUCCCUUGCCGCCUCCCUCUCUGAAACACGAACCUUCCUUUACGAGCUGGCUUCAGGGAGGCCCCCUGGCUUCUCUUACCCCAACACACAGUGCUCCCACAGCCACAGUGCUGCAGAGGCCACCUCGGCCCUAAAGUCCCAUGGCUGGAAGCCACAGCAGGCUCCACAGAGGCCCCACACAACCUCGUCUGCACCCAUCAGUCUGAAGAGGUUAAAAUUCAACUCCAUAUUCAGCCCUAUGUUUAUUCCUUCUAAAUGCCCUUUUUCCUUUCCAGAUAACUGUCACUAAGGGAAACUGUCUGGGUUCCAAACUCUGCUCAGCAUCCUCACAGGGAGAAGGCACCCCCACCACAAGGGAAGCUCCGGAGCCCUCCUGCCUGUCGCCUGUGCACAGACAUAGCCCACUACGGGGGCAGCCACGGCACCUGUCAGGGGAAGCUGCUCUACACCCCCCUUUUUUUGGGGGGGGGUGGCUUCUCACAACCCAUCAAAUUAUAUAUAUAUAUAUAUGUGUGUGUAUAUAUAUAUACACACACACACACAUAUAUAUAUACACAUGGUUUUUUUUGCUAGACACAGGGACUCGCUGUGUUGCCCAAGCUGUUCUUGAACUGGGCUCAAGUGAUCCUCCCGCCUCAGCCUCCCAAAGUGCUAAGAUUAUAGGAUUACUGGCAUGAACCAUCGCACCCAGCCAUAUAUAUAUAUAUAAUUUAACAUUUUUUCUUUUAAUCCCAUCCACUAUUACAGAACCUAUGAAAUUUUCUUCAACACCUCUAUGUAGCAUUUAGAAAGUAAGCUCCUGAUCCACCAGAAUCUGCAAGAAUGGAGUCAGGAGCCUCAGAAAAGGAGCCACGGCCACAGGCGAGCAGCUCGGGGACAACGCUGGCUCCACAGGGCAGCUCCUGGGCCAGGCACCCGCUGGCGACUACACGGAGCUUGUCUUGUGGAAACAAACGCGCUUUCACAAACACAGCAGUCCUGCGACAUGAGGCGGGAUGAAACUUUGAAAGGUAUUUUAAAGUCUAGCCUUGUAACAAAACCUCAGGACACUCUGUCCCCAGCCUUCGUGCCCCACGGGGAGCUUCUAGGGGCUGAAGGUGACAAGUGUGAGCCUCUGCUGUGCCACCACCCGCCCUGUUACAUGACAGUGGCAAGCUGAGCUUUCACGGGAUGGCUGGUGUUUCACAGACCGCCCUCCAUCCCGUAGCCUAGUUGGCUGGCAUGGAGGUGGCGCUUCUGAGCGUCAGCCUUUGGAAUCACUGAUCACCUCGGCGUCUGUUUUGUAUGCUCUUUACCUAUGGACUAGUUUGUGGACGGCUAAGAAAUACAGCCUCAGCAUUGAUUUGAAAA